This is a messenger RNA of Terrapene triunguis (Three-toed box turtle), 844 nucleotides long. It is a transcript of the gene LIN52, whose product is annotated as lin-52 DREAM MuvB core complex component. Gene Ontology annotation, cellular component: DRM complex. Bases 31 to 369 code for a protein of 112 amino acids. The record is from RefSeq and is a predicted model, not a curated record. Lineage: Eukaryota; Metazoa; Chordata; Testudines; Emydidae. The transcript has 6 exons. Gene Ontology annotation, biological process: regulation of DNA-templated transcription.
GGCAGUUGCCCGUCACGUGACUUGGGCAAGAUGGCGGCUCCCACGGAAGGGACCGACCUGGAAGCCUCCCUGUUGAGCUUUGAGAAGCUGGACCGAGCAUCCCCAGACUUGUGGCCGGAGCAGCUACCAGGUGUUGCUGAAUUUGCUGCUUCCUUCAAAAGUCCUAUCACCAAUUCUCCUCCCAAAUGGAUGGCUGAACUAGAAAAUGAUGAUAUUGAUAUGUUAAAGGAGCUGGGGAGCCUUACCACAGCAAACCUAAUGGAAAAGGUUCGAGGCCUGCAGAACCUGGCUUAUCAGCUAGGGCUGGAUGAAUCUAGAGAAAUGACUCGAGGGAAGUUCCUCAACAUCCUGGAGAAACCCAAGAAGUAGCUGCUGUUACUGGAACUCCGGCAAAAAUAUCCCUGUCUGGAUCAUCUCACCCCUCACUGCAGAUCCAGCUGAACACUAUGAUUUCCUAAAGAGAAGGAUAAAGCUCUUGGCUCUAGAACUACAGAAGCAAACCUCUCUACUGCUUCCACAGCUCUUCUCCUUACUGACGAGCAGCAUUCCAGACAUUGCUCACAAUGAUUGUCAGUAGUUCCAUCAGCACUGAGACUUCAUCCAACCUUUUCGGCACCUGAUUGCCAGGAAAACUCAACCUUAGCAUGCUGUGGCAAAGUUAUGCAGCAAUCUUUCUAUAAACCAUUCAAAGCAGUACAUCCCCAGUGGCCUCACUCAGUUGCUCUCAGUGGUGGCAUCUAUUAAACCAGGGUCUUUGUGAUGCUGGCCAGUACCUCUGGGUAAUGCAUUGACUCUUCCAUGUGUCUCUCUUGCCUUAGGAAUAGUGAGUCUAUGUGUGUAAUUU